Elephantulus edwardii (Cape elephant shrew) is the source of this 3024-nucleotide messenger RNA. It is a transcript of the gene EPHA10, whose product is annotated as EPH receptor A10. Lineage: Eukaryota; Metazoa; Chordata; Mammalia; Macroscelidea; Macroscelididae. The record is from RefSeq and is a predicted model, not a curated record. Gene Ontology annotation, molecular function: protein binding; ATP binding; transmembrane-ephrin receptor activity. Gene Ontology annotation, biological process: protein phosphorylation; cell surface receptor protein tyrosine kinase signaling pathway; axon guidance. The transcript is spliced from 17 exons. The coding region runs from base 1 to 3024 and encodes 1007 amino acids. Gene Ontology annotation, cellular component: plasma membrane; neuron projection.
AUGGAGACCGGCGCGGGCCCACACCCGCUGCGCCUGUUUGUCUGCCUGAUGCCUCUCUGUCUCGCGCUGCUCCUGGGGCCCGGGCGGCCCGGGACUGCCGAGGAAGUCAUUCUCCUGGAUUCCAAAUCUUCCCAAGCUGAACUGGGCUGGACUGCUCUACCAAGUAAUGGAUGGGAAGAGAUAAGUGGCGUGGACGAGCACGACCGGCCCAUCCGUACAUACCAGGUGUGCAACGUGCUGGAGCCCAACCAAGACAACUGGCUGCAGACCGGCUGGAUUAGCCGAGGUCGUGGGCAGCGCAUCUUUGUGGAACUGCAGUUCACGCUGCGCGACUGCAGCAGCAUCCCCGGUGCCUCGGGCACUUGCAAAGAGACAUUCAAUGUCUACUACCUGGAAACUGAGACCGAUCUGGGCCGUGGGCGUCCUCGCCCGGGCGCCAGUCGGCCCCGCAAAAUCGACACGAUUGCUGCAGAUGAGAGCUUCACACAGGGGGACCUAGGCGAACGCAAGAUGAAGCUAAACACCGAGGUGCGCGAGAUUGGGCCUCUCAGUCGGAGGGGUUUCCACUUGGCCUUCCAGGAUGUGGGUGCAUGCGUGGCACUGGUUUCAGUGCGCGUGUACUAUAAGCAGUGCCGAGCCACGGUGCGGGGCCUGGCGGCGUUCCCGGCCACGGCGGCCGAGGGCGCCUUCUCCACUCUGGUGGAGGUGACUGGAACUUGCGUGGCGCACUCGGAAGGUGAGCCUGGCAGCCCCCCUCGUAUGCACUGUGGUGCCGAUGGUGAGUGGCUGGUGCCUGUGGGACGUUGCAGCUGCAGUGCGGGAUUCCAGGAGCGUGGCGACAUCUGUGAAGCCUGUCCCCCGGGAUUUUAUAAGGUGUCCCCGCGGAGGCCCCUCUGCUCGCCAUGCCCGGAGCACAGCCGGGCCCUGGAAAAUGCCUCCACGUUCUGCGUGUGCCAGGACAGCUACGCGCGCUCGCCGACCGACCCGCCCUCGGCUUCCUGCACCAGGCCGCCGUCGGCGCCGCGGGACCUGCAGUACAGCCUGAGCCGCUCGCCGCUGGCGCUGCGGCUGCGCUGGCUGCCGCCUGCCGACUCGGGAGGCCGCUCCGACGUCACGUACUCGCUGCUGUGCCUGCGCUGCGGCCGCGAGGGCCCGGCGGGAGCGUGCGAGCCGUGCGGGCCGCGCGUAGCCUUCGUGCCGCGCCAGGCCGGGCUGCGCGAGCGCGCGGCCACGCUGCUCCACCUGCGGCCCGGGGCGCGCUACACCGUGCGCGUGGCCGCGCUCAACGGCGUCUCGGGCCCAGCGGCCGCCGCGGGAGCCACCUAUGCUCAAGUCACCGUCUCCACCGGGCCCGGGGCGCACUGGGAGGAUGAAAUCCGCAGGGACCGAGUGGAACCCCAGAGUGUGUCCCUGUCGUGGCGGGAGCCUAUCCCUGCUGGAGCCCUUGGUGCCAACAACACUGAGUAUGAGAUCCGGUACUACGAGAAGGGUCAGAGUGAGCAGACUUACUCCACAGUGAAGACAGGGGCACCUGCAGUGACCGUCACCAACCUGAAGCCAGCCACCCGCUACGUCUUUCAGAUCCGGGCAGCUUCCUUGGGACCCUCCUGGGAGGCUCAGAGCUUCAACCCCAGCAUCGAAGUGCAGACCCCAGGGGAGGCCACCUCAGGGUCCAGGGAUCAGAGCCCCGCAGUUGUCGUCACCGUGGUGACCAUCUCUGCCCUCCUCGUCCUGGGCUCCGUGAUGAGUGUGCUGGCCGUGUGGAGGAGGCCCUGCAGCUAUGGCAAAGGAGGUCGCGAUGCCCACGAUGAAGAGGAGCUGUAUUUCCACUUCAAAGUCCCAACUCGCCGCACUUUCCUGGACCCCCAGAGCUGUGGGGACCCACUGCAGGCUGUGCAUCUGUUCGCUAAGGAGCUGGAUGCAAAAAGCGUCACACUGGAGAGGAGCCUUGGAACAGGCCGCUUUGGGGAGCUGUACUGCGGGUGCCUGCAGCUUCCCGGCCGCCAGGAGCUCCCGGUGGCUGUGCACAUGCUGAGGGACGGCUGCUCGGACUCGCAGAGGCUCAGCUUCCUGGCCGAGGCCCUCACCUUGGGCCAGUUUGACCACAGCCACAUUGUGCGUCUGGAAGGUGUUGUCACGCGAGGAAGCACCUCGAUGAUCGUCACCGAGUACAUGAGCCUCGGGGCCCUGGACGGCUUCCUUAGGCGGCACGAGGGGCAGCUGGUGGCCGGACAGCUGAUGGGGCUGCUGCCAGGACUGGCGUCGGCCAUGAAGUACCUGUCAGAGAUGGGCUACGUCCACAGGGGUCUGGCAGCACGCCGCGUGUUGCUUGGCAGUGGCCUCUCCUGCAAGAUCUCUGGCUUUGGUCGGGGACCCCGGGACCGGGCCGAGGCUGUGUUCACCACCAUGAGUGGCCGGAGCCCAGCUCUGUGGGCUGCUCCCGAGACCCUUCAGUUCGGCCACUUCAGCUCUGCCAGUGAUGUGUGGAGCUUCGGCGUCGUCAUGUGGGAAGUGAUGGCCUUUGGGGAGCGGCCCUACUGGGACAUGUCUGGGCAGGAUGUGAUCAAGGCAGUGGAGGAUGGCUUCCGGCUGCCACCCCCCAGGAACUGCCCUUUGCCCCUGCACCGACUGAUGCUUGACUGCUGGCAGAAGGACCCUGGUGAGCGCCCCAGGUUCUCCCAGAUCUACAACAUCUUGAGCAAGAUGGUGCAGGACCCAGAGCCCCCAAAGUGUGCCACGACCAGCUGCCCCAGGCCCCCCACCCCACUGGCGGACCGUGCCUUCUCUACCUUUCCCUCCUUUGGCUCCGUGGGUGCGUGGCUGGAGGCCCUGGACCUUUGCCGCUACAAGGACAGCUUCGCUGCAGCUGGCUAUGGGAGCUUGGAGGCUGUGGCUACGAUGACUGUGCAGGACCUGGUGAGCCUGGGCAUCACGUCAGCUGAGCAUCAAGAGGCCCUCCUCAGUGGGAUCAGCACCCUGCGGGCACAAGUACUUCAGCUGCAGGGCCAGGGGGUACAGGUGUGA